CUCGACCAAAAAACGUGAAUAAUAUGUCCUUGGAUAGCCUUUGAAGUCUAUUAUCUCAAUUGAGUGGUCUUUGUUCGAGGAGAGAAGGCUUAUCUUACAAAAAUCGAGCUGGAACGAGCAGAGGUCUGUGAACUCGAGCUGUGAGAGUGCUGAGACUGUUUGGUCGAUAUCUCGAGUUUUACAAAUCCAAUUAAGGCGUGUGAGAUACCCACAGAAAGCUCUCAAGACGAGGAAUCCGUGAAGGUCUGGUUUGCAGGAAUCGGAGUUGUGGAAGGCUACCAAAUCGUCCGAGAAAAACGCAACCUCGCAGGAGAGGAUUUAAUCCUCUAAAGAAUCGAGUUAGCCGGAAAACACCCGUUCUAGGGGCUGUUUUCGUAUCAACGAUUAAGGGUUGAACUAGCACUUUGAGGAGGCUGUUUAACACUCAUAUUUGAGCAAGGAAUCAGUUCCAAAUCCACCUUGACCAAAGCUUUGACCAUUGGACCAAGAAGGGAAAGUUUAAAGCUCAAUUGAGGUUGAGGCUAGAGCUUGCUUCCUGUGCUCGUUGCCCGAGUGAUUUCCCCGGAGAGAAGACUUGGUUCGUGCUUCCUCCAUUCUGUUUUAGAACAUUAAUAAACAUGCUCAUGGAUAUUUUACUUUAGAGCCUGCGUGUUCGUGUUUGCCCUGUGUGGCCCUUUUGUUUUAAACAAUGUUUCCGCUGCGUAUUCAAUUGUUUAUUAUGUAUGUUUAUGGAUGACUUAUGUGUGAAUGAUAUUCAUGACGCCUUGUAUAAUAGGAAUGUGUUGGAUUGCGGUUGACUAUUCGUAUUGUACGGCGGGUUGUUGACGUGUCCGGGGAGGUCCGGGGCGUGACACAACCACACAAUUUUUACUUUAUUAUUCCUCGUGCCGGUCAAACAUGGCAAAGUUAUUAGGGACGGAGGGAGUAUAUUUCUUUGUGUUGAUUUAGUUGAUUUAUAAAUACUAAACAUGAAUUCAAUAUUAUUGAAUGAUUGAGUAAAAUGAACACGAGAAAUUUAAUUAAUGCCGAUGUUCUAACUAAUUCCCACAAAACUAUAAAGGGGUCGUAUUUUUAAAAGUUAAAAUAUAAAAUUUACUUAUGUAUUAAUAUUUUUAUGCUUUAUUGUUUUUAUAAUAUUACUUUAAUUGUUGACACCGCUGAUAUUACAGUUUGGCUCCGUCCCUGGUACACCGUCUCCUUCUCAACCGUCAUCCAGCAUGCAGCCACGUACACCGCUGUCUCCUUCUCUGCUGCAGCGAGUUCAAGGAAUCCCACCUCUCGAUUCCUCCCGCUUAUUUAACAUGCCAGCGCCCUUCGCCUGGACACCAACGACGACUCUCCCGCCGCCUCCUGUUUUUCCGGAAAUUGGCAGUACAUCAACACCAUUCACCGGCCCUACCUUUUCUGGCGAACCGGAUGUAUCUCUUCUGCCGCAGCUCGGGUCACAUAAUCUGCCAGGUUUUAAUAAUUCCUCUACUGCAUUAUCUUCUCUGGCAUCUCAAUAUUGUGACCACCCGGUUAUCUUCAGUUGAAGAUUAUUUGCCUUGGAGGACCCAGUUUGAAUCAUUCUUAUUAGUUUCUCACAGUUUAUUGGGUAUUAUCGGUGGGUCAAUUUCGGCCCCUUUCCCUACUACAUAUGAUUUAUCUCGUCGUGAAAUUCCCAAUAUUGAGUAUAGUUACUGGCUAAAAAUUGAUCAAACUGUGCGGUCAUGGCUCUUUGCUACUCUUGGCCGAGAUGUUCUCAUGGAAGUUUAUGAUUUCAAAUUUUCACAUCUUAUUUGGGAGAUACUCCAAAAAACGAUUUAUGUCUGCUUGCAUCUCUCAAUCCAUAGAACUGAAACGCUUGUUAUCUCAUAAGAAAAAGAAGAACUCUCAAACUAUGGAUCAAUAUCGAUCUGUUAGAAAUUAAAAUUUUAGCAGAUAAUUUAGCAUCCAUUAACUCUCCAGUCAGUGCUCGUGAUUUAAUUGAGUAUGCCAUUCUUGGUUUGGGACGCGGGUAUGAAUCUCUUAUCACAACCAUUGAUUACAUGUCGUGGGUUCCUUCCCUGGAGGAUCUUCGUCCCAUACUGGCCGCACAAGAGCAGUGAAAUUCCCUGCUUCAAUCGCAGGAGGCAACACCUGUGCAUCAGGCAUUCGCAGCACCUCAGAUUCAUGCAGUCCGAGGGGGUGCUCCUCGGGGUGGUGGUGGUCCACCGCGUGGUCCUGCUGGUCGCGGUCAGCGAGGAGGGUGAGCUAGAGGGGGUCGAGGCCGAGGUGGCCGGGGGUAUUAUCAGCAACCAUAUGGGGCAGCACCUCAACAGUAUGGUGUGUAUCCUGCACCUCCGCCCCAUGGAGUGUAUCCGGCUCAGCCAGUUCCAUAGCAGCCGCGGGCACCUGCAUUCACUGGGGUCCCAGGUUUGGCGUUGUGUAAUAUUCGUUCUGGUAGUAACCCUGGCCUAGGCCCAGGCCCAGCCAAAAUACACAGCAACCGACCUAGUGCCCUGACUCCGCCAUGUCUACUUUUAUAGCCGUACGUUUGUCAUGUCCAACACCAAUAAAAUCCAAUUAAUUUUAUCAUAGAAAUAAUUAAGUAUAUGUGCUUUAUAAUAAGUAACUAAUAUACGGAGUACUCCGUAAUAUUUUGUUCAGGCGUGGCCGAGUUAGUCUUUGUACUGAAAUCUCCAUAUACGAUUUUAUUACUCGUAUAUAAUUAUAAAUAUUUCUUAAAUUUUGUGAAUAUUGAUAGCCUUCUUAAUAUAUAAAUUAUACAAUAAC
Messenger RNA from Cuscuta epithymum, 2754 nucleotides. Lineage: Eukaryota; Viridiplantae; Streptophyta; Magnoliopsida; Solanales; Convolvulaceae. The record is from the annotation of a GenBank genome assembly.